This is a messenger RNA of Aspergillus versicolor CBS 583.65, 3753 nucleotides long. RefSeq names its product putative phospholipase D (PLD) (gene pld2). Gene Ontology annotation, biological process: cell motility. The record is from RefSeq and is a predicted model, not a curated record. The coding region runs from base 1 to 3753 and encodes 1250 amino acids. NCBI's taxonomy places the organism in Eukaryota, Fungi, Ascomycota, Eurotiomycetes, Eurotiales, Aspergillaceae. The transcript has 5 exons. Gene Ontology annotation, molecular function: catalytic activity.
AUGUCCCACAACCAAGACCACCUGGCUUACGGCCAGUACCACGGCCAGGACUCUGACCGUGCCGGGACUGGAGACAGCGCGAGGAGCCUCGUCGGCGAUGCAUUUGGCAUGCUAAAGAACAAAUACAAAACACACCAGGGAUCCCACUCGUCAGGUCCGGCACCCGGAAACCAGAACCAGCCGCCAUCGCAGAGCUAUAACCCCAGCGGAUACGGCAGCCAAACCCACCCAAAUCCCGGUUACAACCCGGGGCCGACCCAAGGUUCAGGCAACCAGGGGAAACCACCAAAGCAAGAUAAGGUGUCCGGCCUGCUCGGCAAGUUUCAGGGCGUCAUUGCAGACUAUGGCGGCGAAUAUGCUCAAAAGAUUGGAACCGCUAUCGAUCCCCAAGGGUAUGCAGAGUAUGGAGCUAAGCCGCAGGCCCAGUCGCAGCACAGAUUCGGCAGUUUUGCCCCCGACCGUCAGGGCAACGAUGUACAGUGGUAUGUCGAUGGGUGCUCCUAUUUCUAUGCUGUCUCCAAGGCCCUGGAGUCGGCCCGAGAGUCCAUUUGGAUUUUGGAUUGGUGGCUAUCGCCAGAGUUGUACCUUAGACGACCCCCGUCGAAGAACGAACAAUACCGGCUUGACAGACUGCUGCAUGCUGCUGCGCAAAGAGGCGCGAAGGUCAACAUUAUUGUAUACAAGGAGGUCACUCAGGCGUUGACCCUUUCUUCACACCACACAAAACACCACCUAGAGAACCUUCACCCCAACAUCGCUGUAUUUCGCCACCCCGACCAUCUCCCAGACCGUCAAGGCCUGGCUGCUCAAAUCACAUCUUCUCUUCAAAAUCUGUCCCUGGACGCCCUGAAGCUCGGCCAGAUGUCCUCAGACGCCAUCCAGGGCAUCUACGGUAUCCACGAGGACAUGAUUCUCUACUGGGCCCACCACGAGAAACUUUGUAUCAUCGACGGCCGAGUCGCUUUCAUGGGCGGGCUAGACAUGUGCUACGGGCGCUGGGACACCCACCAGCACGCCCUUGCCGACGUCCACGACAACCCGGCCGACAAUGUCUUCCACGGCCAGGACUACAACAACGCCCGCGUACUGGACUUCACCGACGUUGCGCACCCGGACCAAAACAAACUCGAUCGAACCCAGACUUCGCGCAUGGGCUGGUCCGAUGUCGCCGUGAGCUUCCAUGGCCCGGCUGUCGAGGACAUUCGUCGCAUGUUUGUCGAGCGCUGGAACUUCCUGUACGAUAGCAAGUACCAGUCUCGCAAUGAUGCUCGAUUCGGCAGACUUGCGCUUUAUGGUCGCCCGAGCUCUACUGGACCGCCUCACUCGCAGCAAGGUGCUCAACAGCAGGCGCCUUACCAGCCUGGUCAACCCCAAUCCACUCAGCAGCAGGUCGGCGGUGUAGCUGCCGCCCAAGCUACUCAGCCUAGCUGGUCCCAGCAGCAGACGUACCAGCCUGGUCAACCCCAAACCGGGCAGCAGCAGGUCGGUGGCGCUGCCGCUGCCGCCACUGCCCAAGCGACUCAGCCGAGCUGGUCUCAGCAGCAGACCUCUUACCAGCCCAACCAAAGUCAGCACAGCACCCAGGCUACCGCACAAUCGAACCAGCCCGCUUGGUCCCAACAGCAACCUCAAUACCAGCCAUACCAACCUGGCCAAUCGGGAUCUAGCCAGCAGUCGCACCCCGGUACUCCCCAGCCUGCGGCUCCAUCCACCCAACCCGGCUGGUCUCAGGAACAAGCCGCCUACCAGCCUGGACAGAACCAACACACCCAGCAGCAACAUGGAAGCGAUACGCAGACUACUCCUCAAUACCAGGCCUACAAUAAUGGCCAGCAGUCUCAUCCUGGUACUCCACAGCCUACUGCCCCAUCAUCGCAGCCAAGCUGGUCGCAGCAGCAGCCUGCGUACCAGUCCGGUCAGCACUCGUACUCCCCAGCGCCUCAGGGUGUCAGUGAGAUAGGACCUUCGAGCCCCCAGCCAAGCUGGAAUCAACAACACAGCUCAUACCAGCAACCUCAACAGCAGUUACACUCGAGCACCCCACACUCUGCUAACCAGUCACCUUACACUGGUCAAUCCUUCCCACCCCCUCCCCCGGGACCACCACCAACUCAGGGCUCGACCGAGAACCAAACGCCGCCCUACUUCGCGCCUCCUCCUUCGCAGCCUGCGCAGGAUUCCUCGUAUUCAGGAUCGCGAGGUAUUUCGGGUUAUGACGGGGGAGACCGCGAGAGAGGACCAGGCGGCAAACCAGGCUCCGGUUCCGUGUCUGGCUUCGUACCCAAGCGCUUCCGUGACAACUUCGAUUCCCUUCGCGGUGAGCUGGCUGGUCAAAUCCACCAAUACCAGGACCGCUUCGCCGCGGGUAGCCUAGGACGACCCCAGCAGCGCGGAAACAUGUCCUGCCAGAUCCUGCGUAGUUGUGGAAAAUGGAGCAACGGCACACCCACCGAGAAGUCGAUCCAGGAUGCAUAUAUCGAGAUCAUCAAGCACAGUGAACACUUCAUCUAUAUUGAGAAUCAGUUCUUCAUUACCGCAACAGGUGAUAAGCAGAAGCCCGUCAAGAACCAGAUCGGUGCUGCUAUUGUUGAACGUAUCCUGCGUGCCGCCCGCGCAGGCCAGAAGUACAAGGUCAUCGUCGUAAUCCCCACUGUACCCUGCUUCGCAGGUGAUCUGGCAGACCAGGCCGCCCUCGGAACCCGCGCGAUUAUGGAGUUCCAGUACAACUCGAUUAACCGCGGGGGCAACAGCAUCAUGGAGCUGAUUGCCAAGGAGGGAUACAAUCCUAUGGAGUACAUCCGAUUCUACAACCUUCGGAACUAUGACCGCAUCAAGUAUGCCGCUCCCCAAGGCGCCCCUCAAGGCGCUCCAGGAUUCGGACCCGGCCAUCGCCCUGCCUUUGACACUUCGGCCGCCUACCAGUCGUACGGAGCUGCCCCUGCAGCAGGUCUCAAAUCCGGAUCUGGGCAGCUGGACACCGUGAGCUCGUGCUACAUGCUCAACGGGCCAGACAUUCGUAGCCUCCCUUGGGACGGUCCCAGUGAAGCGGAGAUCAACGCCUUCGUGACGGAAGAACUAUACGUACACUCCAAGGUCAUGAUCGCCGACGACCGCAUCGUCAUCUGUGGAUCCGCCAACAUCAACGACCGCUCACAGGUCGGCGACCACGACUCAGAAAUCGCCGUCAUCAUCGAAGACCCAACCCCAGUUCCAUCCAAGAUGAACGGGCAGUCCUGGCCAGCCAGUCGUUUUGCAUCGUCACUCCGCCGCCACCUCUCCCGAAAGCAUCUCGGCCUCCUCCCGCCUCAGAACUAUGAGCAGCCCGAAAGCGACCGCUUCGACUUCGAGUCUCCCGAGAGCCAGAUCGUCGCGGAUCCCUUGGCAGACACGUUCCUCAGCCUCUGGAACACCCGCGCGCACACGAACACCGGCGUCUACCGAGAGGUCUUCCACUCUGUUCCCGACGACACGGUACGCAAUUGGAGCACGUACAAGGAGUUCUACGGGUACUACUUCAAGAAUGCCGAUAAGCAGGCCUUUGGCGAGGAGAUGGAUGGGCCGCCGGCGGCGUACAAGUACGGCCAUGUGGUUUCGGAGAAAUUCCCAGGCCCCGAGGGCGUGGCGCGAGUCAAGGAGCUGCUCAGUCAGGUGAAGGGGACGCUGGUGGAGAUGCCAUUGAUGUUCCUCUGCGAGGAGGACGUGGCUGAAUCGGGGUUGACGCUUAACGAUCUGACAGAACCGCUGUACACCUAA